Cydia splendana is the source of this 2329-nucleotide messenger RNA. Its product is annotated as transmembrane protein 127-like. The transcript is spliced from 5 exons. The record is from RefSeq and is a predicted model, not a curated record. Gene Ontology annotation, cellular component: membrane. Gene Ontology annotation, biological process: negative regulation of cell population proliferation; negative regulation of TOR signaling. Lineage: Eukaryota; Metazoa; Arthropoda; Insecta; Lepidoptera; Tortricidae. Bases 153 to 1019 code for a protein of 288 amino acids.
UACGUGAUUACUUGUGUCGUUUCUUUUCCUAUCGACGACAGCAUACAAAAUCAUGUUUAUUUAUGUAAUAGUUUAUCACACUUAGUUUAGAGCUCUUGUAAUUAGUGAUUUCCGACGAAUACCUAUCGUUUUAUGGGAGUUGGAGCAUCAACAUGGGUUGUUUAGCUUGGAUCCGAGGUUUAAAAAUAACGCUUCCAUUCAAAGACAAAGAAUUAAACAAAAUAGCAGCAUUCUUCAAUGUAACUACUUUCCUCCUAACCUGUGCUGCCCUGGUGCAGCCCAGCUGGUUCAGGAUAAAGGGGCUGCACUGCACUCAGAGCCUGUCGCUGUCUCAGUUCUUCUCAUUUGAUGAAGACGAUGACUAUGAUGAUCAGAUUAACAUAGAUCAGGGAAGAGACUUUGAUCCAAUGAAGAGGGAUUACCCUGGUCUACCACCAUGCACAACACCAGAGACUAUUACACUCAUGAGAGUACUCAUUCUAUUAUGCUUCAUGGUGCUACUUUGUUCUUCUAUUGGAAUCCUCAUCAACAUAACUAGCUUGAACAGCAAAGCAAUCAAGAUGCUCCGUAGGAAUGCCAUCCCGAGCAUAAUGUGUGUGUUUUGGGUAAUAGCUAUAGUCGGCGUGUGCUAUUACACCACUGUGGUAUUGGGGAAUGCAAACAACUAUGAUCCUAAUACAAUACAGGUGGAUUAUGAAUAUGGUUUCUACACGAUAACUGGUGCCGGUGCUCUAGCAUUGCUAGCAUCCGCCGCCAAUUUAUGGGGAGCGCCACUCUCCAGCGACGAGGACAUCCAGCGACGAAACCUCAUGGAGGACUGGGAUGGCUACGAGGCUCACAGCGUGGGCCCAACUCCCUGCGUGCCGGCGCUGCCGCCGUACUCGCCGAGCGCCGACUUCCCGGCGGACUACGCGCCGUCGGCGCUGCCGGUGUACGCGCCGCCCGUGCUCGGCACGCAGCAGUACUUCCCCUUCGACGACCUUUCUAUACUACCGCCGCCUCCGCCUUAUACCCCCUAAGGUUUUUCCAUUCAUAUUUUAUCCUAUUACUAUAUGCGAAUAAAAUUUUGUUAUGUAGUUUUGAUUCGCGUUAAUUUAAGUAGAAAAUACCGCAAUAAUGACAAAGAUGUACCAGAUAUAUAUAGCUACCUACUAUGAAAAGUAUCCAGACUCGAACAUACAUCUUUACUAAUCCGGGGCAAUGGCUAGAACAAGAUUGGCAGAGUUCUACUCCCGCCCCAAGUAACACGCGGUCAUAGUUAAUUAUUCUAAAUACAAAAUCUAUUUGAAUUAAUUUUGAUAAAUAAUUUGAUCAGUUUGCUAGUAGGUAACAGUUUCCAUGUCAGUAUUUAUGUUAGUUUAGUUAUAAUUAUGGGAAUGGCACUUGGUUUUCGACCAUUUUGGUUGAUUUUCCGUUGCCCUUUCACUUCAAUAGCCGUAGUUGCCUGGACGACAGUCGACGCAUAGGUAUACGCGUCGCGUCGGCGUUUACUAAUUUUACUGCUAUCGGCGUGACAGAGGGAAUAUAGUAUAGACGAUCUUUCCUCUCAGUUUUGAGCGCAGUUUUAGCGUACCUAUAAAAUAAAUGACAAUGUUUGAUCCCCAAAUACUACCAAUCUUGAUUUAAUUUUAUUUUGAACGGGCCCUUUAGGAUAUUUUUUUAGUAGAGCUAAACUUACAACUCUAAUAGUAUAUUGAAUAGUAUUGUAGUGUUUUUAUUAAAUCGUUUCAUAAUAUAGUACAAUGAAUAAAUUCUGAGUUCUGACCUCGAAUAUAAAUAUGUGUCUCUUCUGAUAUCAAUAAUUUCGAAACUAUAUGGACUAGGUAUAACGCACCGUAUAACUUGAUGUUGGUUAUUUAAAAAUUAUUAAAGCGUGAAGUUAUAAAUGAAAGUAAUUGUUAUUUACGUGUAGAAAGCAUAAUGUUCUCUUUUGUAUAUGUGGUUGUGAGUUUAUUAACACUGUUCACUUCAAAAUGUGAUUUUGCCAUUUUAGUGCCUAUUCAUGUCGUACUUCUCAAAAUGCUUUAAAAUGAUAUUUAAAAAUAAUAAAAAUUCGGUUUGUUGUGUACAUAUAGCUAUAUAGUUUAACCCUAUAAUAGUAUUUUUAUUAGUGUAAGUCAUGGACGACACAAACAGCAUUUUUCUUGAAAUAAUAUUAACUUAGUAUAUAUUAAAUAAGUAUUAAUUAUGUUAGUAUAUUAUCACAGUAUUUAUUUAAGUACCUACGUUAUUGUAUACUUUAUACUGAAACUUCUUAAUAUUAGGUCCUUACCUAUGAAAUUGGCGUUUUUGUUCAUAGAUAUAAGUCUGAUCCUAGUUUUUUUUUUUU